AUGUCAGCUUUUCGACAAACGCCAGUCCGUCUCGUUACCCGGCGCGCCGCCAGUGUCAUCCGCGGCUCAACGCGUCAAUUUCACGGCGUGGCCGUCGCACGCAUGCCGUACAAAGACGAUCAGGACCGCGAGUCUUUGAAGCCGCGCGCACAGGAGUACUCCAAGAGCGAGGGCGGCGAUCACGAGGCGGCCAAGACGGACGCCGCCUUCAACCCGGAUAAGACCCGCCCCGAAACUGAGAAGAAGGCCGGGGGAAAGCCACUUGAUGCUAGCCCAGCAAACAAGGACAUCUCGGCAGCCAAACCACAAGAGAACAAGACAUCUGGUCAGCAGAAACAAAAGGCCAGCGGAGGAGGAGGUCGAAAGUGA
Messenger RNA from Pyricularia pennisetigena, 369 nucleotides. RefSeq lists its product as uncharacterized. The coding region runs from base 1 to 369 and encodes 122 amino acids. NCBI's taxonomy places the organism in Eukaryota, Fungi, Ascomycota, Sordariomycetes, Magnaporthales, Pyriculariaceae. The record is from RefSeq and is a predicted model, not a curated record. The transcript has a single exon.